Messenger RNA from Hermetia illucens (black soldier fly), 1335 nucleotides. RefSeq names its product probable cardiolipin synthase (CMP-forming) (gene CLS). Lineage: Eukaryota; Metazoa; Arthropoda; Insecta; Diptera; Stratiomyidae. The record is from RefSeq and is a predicted model, not a curated record. The transcript is spliced from 5 exons. Gene Ontology annotation, biological process: cardiolipin biosynthetic process. Gene Ontology annotation, molecular function: cardiolipin synthase activity. Bases 219 to 1175 code for a protein of 318 amino acids. Gene Ontology annotation, cellular component: mitochondrion; membrane.
CGCUCAUAUCAAAAUAUUUGGGUCCUGAUAAUAUUGUCAUUUAUGGAAGUCAGAGGCUAAGGGGUAAACCCGUGAAAUGUGCACUAAUUAGAUAAAUGCGUUGGUGUUACUAAAACGUUAGAUGAUUGGAGGCUACAGGCGCUUUGAUACGAGCCGCGCACAGUUCUUUUUAUUUUUUUCGCAUUUUUCAGUUCCACAGCUGGAGAGGCGCCGUUACAAUGGUGGUUGCCACUUUGCCACGGUUAGCUACCCCGCAGCCGGUGUUUAAGCUUCUUGCGAACUAUGCGCAGUGCAGACACCGGUUCCUGCUAAACAUUAGCUCUAAACAGAUAAUGUGUCAAACGACACUGCUUUGUCACCACAAAUAUCCGCCGCAACGUCCUUUCGCCGACUACAAAAAGGGAAGUUUCCAAACAGUGAAUCCAGUAAAAGGCCGUGAAAUAAUCCAGAAUGUCAUCGAACAGAAGCGCGAUAUCCUCCGGCAGAAGAAACUGCAUUUGGUCAAAGACCUUCAGGAAACGAAGACCCGAGUUCAGGAGAAGGUUCGCGAAAAAGUCGGGGAGGUUAUCGAGAGGGAGAACAUAUUUACAAUCCCAAAUUUCCUCACUGUCGGACGCGGCCUCCUCUCACCGUAUCUGGGGUACGUGAUAAUUCAAAGUGAUUACAAACUGGCGAUGGUCCUACUGAUCACGGCCGGCAUAACAGAUCUGCUUGACGGGCAGAUAGCGAGACGAUGGCCGCAACAGGCCAGCAAAUUUGGUUCCUUCAUUGACCCUAUGGCGGAUAAACUGCUUAUUGGGUCGUUGGUUAUAUCAAUGGGCUAUUGCGAUUUACUGCCAAUUUGGUUGUCCGGUAUGAUUUUAUUCAGAGAUGCCUUUUUAAUUGGCGCAGGAUUUGUUAUUCGAUACAUCAGUCUUCCACCACCUAGAACGUUUACUCGGUACUUCGACGCCACUCACGUUACUGCCCAAUUAGAACCUACAUUUAUUAGCAAAGUAAAUACUGUAGUCCAACUACUAACAAUCGGUAUUAGUCUUGGUGCUCCCAUUUGGAUGUAUGCAGAUCAUCCCGUCCUGCAUGGCCUUUGGUACAUAACCGGUGCAACCACGGUGGCUGCAGCUCUUAGCUACAUUCUCAAGAAAGAUACGUACAAGAUCCUAAAGAAGCCACACUAGUUACGCCAGCGAUUUGUUACGUGGUGAACGAUAUGUUGUAGAUGUACUAUUUUCCGAAUGUUAAUCUGAUUUAAAGUGAAAAAAAUUGAAAAUGGAAAAUGCGGUUUUUUAACGAAUUGUUUAUAAUUGAAAAUAAAAAUUAUAAAAGAAAGCAACUGGA